Messenger RNA from Budorcas taxicolor (takin), 762 nucleotides. RefSeq names its product troponin I3, cardiac type (gene TNNI3). Bases 124 to 762 code for a protein of 212 amino acids. The record is from RefSeq and is a predicted model, not a curated record. Gene Ontology annotation, cellular component: troponin complex. The transcript is spliced from 8 exons. Gene Ontology annotation, biological process: muscle contraction. Lineage: Eukaryota; Metazoa; Chordata; Mammalia; Artiodactyla; Bovidae.
GCAGACCCGACGAGACAAGUCCCAGGGACUUUCAAGGUCACUCCGGACGCUCCCUCCCUGACCCUCCAAGAGCUCCUUGCCCCCAGGGUUCUGCCUCCCUCAGCUCCUGGCCUGAGACCCAGCAUGGCGGACCGGAGCGGCAGCAGUACGGCGGGGGACACGGUCCCCGCGCCCCCUCCUGUCCGACGCCGCUCGUCAGCCAACUACCGCGCCUACGCCACGGAGCCGCACGCCAAGAAAAAGUCUAAGAUCUCUGCCUCGAGAAAACUGCAGCUGAAGACCCUGAUGCUGCAGAUUGCGAAGCAGGAACUGGAGCGGGAGGCCGAGGAGCGUCGAGGAGAGAAGGGGCGCGCUCUGAGCACACGGUGCCAGCCCCUGGAGUUGGCCGGGCUGGGCUUCGCGGAGCUCCAGGACUUGUGCCGAGAGCUCCACGCCCGAGUGGACAAGGUGGAUGAGGAGAGAUACGAUGUGGAGGCGAAAGUCACUAAGAACAUCACUGAGAUCGCAGAUCUGAACCAGAAGAUCUUUGACCUUCGGGGCAAGUUUAAGCGGCCCACUCUGCGUAGAGUGCGGAUCUCUGCAGAUGCUAUGAUGCAGGCACUGCUGGGCGCCAGGGCUAAGGAGACCUUGGACCUGCGGGCCCACCUCAAGCAGGUGAAGAAGGAGGACACGGAGAAGGAAAACCGAGAGGUAGGAGACUGGCGCAAGAACAUCGACGCGUUGAGUGGAAUGGAAGGCCGCAAGAAGAAGUUUGAGGGCUGA